Molecule: messenger RNA, 1058 nt
Organism: Cryptococcus amylolentus CBS 6039
Lineage: Eukaryota; Fungi; Basidiomycota; Tremellomycetes; Tremellales; Cryptococcaceae
Exons: 5
Coding region: 586-957 (123 amino acids)
Source: RefSeq, a predicted model, not a curated record
GGUUUCAAGUCAAGAUCAGAAGGACGCUCCUGACAAGAUCUUGUUCCACCGUGCCGGUGGACUCGGCACCACCUUAUCUUUGCCGCCGUUUCAUCAUGAACGGGAUGUCGCAACCAUCUUCUGUUGCCCCCAGUCGUCUCACAACGGCUGAUCCACGGGACAUUCAGUUGUUCUGUCUACUGCCCAGGUCGGCCCUCAGGUAGUAGUUUCCACGUGCUGGACGAGAGUUCAGUGCGCUCCGCAAGUUCAUAGAGCUUGCGCCCGGACUCUCGAGAGAGAGCCAGGUUCCCGAUGCUUGGUUAGCCCCCUUGCAUCCACAGUCGUCUCGCGACGGCUUUACAACAGAGUACUUGGUUGCUUUGUUCACUGUCUAAUUUAGGCAGCACCCUCGUUGACGUUCAACGCGGGCACGUAAGCGGGAGCUUACGAUGCGACUCUCGAAAUGAGAGUCAGAUUUCCUCGGGAGGGGAAGGUAUACUGAUUGUCAGUAGGCCAACGAACGCCUGACGAAUGCCGCUCAGGCGUUUGUGUACUCAUGGUGUCCAUGGGAGAAGGGCACGAAUUCCGUGUCCCAUCUAGCGCUCAAUGAGCGUCACCAGCGAAACGCUGGUCAUCGACAGACCUGGCCAGUCCCUCGGUUUUGAUAGUCCCACUUGUCUGCCUGGUUUUCGGGAAUCCCGGUGCUACCAGCCUUGUGGUGACUUUUCAGUCUCGCCGACUUUAUCGGCUGCGCCUCCCUUUUCACUGGUGAUCUAUCUGCUUGUGGAUAUGUUCUCGAACGGACACAACACGUGCGGUAUCGCAGUUCGCUCUUUAUCUGGGGCGUUACCCGAGAUCUUGCACGUUGAAAGUGUAAAGAGACAAUCUGCAAGUGGAUAUUUGAAGUGGUGUUACGUCUACGAUAGUCAUUCUUGUUGUCCAUCUCAGUCAUCGAUCUCUUCCGGCCGAUGCUUUUGAUCAACAAGCAGGAGCUGCGAGAGAAAUAUCUGAUAGAUGUUGAUUAGUGAAGAGGGCUGAUCACCCUUUCCGAUCUUAUGCAUCGAGAUUGACUGUCACUU